Molecule: messenger RNA, 1861 nt
Organism: Triticum aestivum (bread wheat)
Lineage: Eukaryota; Viridiplantae; Streptophyta; Magnoliopsida; Poales; Poaceae
Exons: 5
Coding region: 1-1704 (567 amino acids)
Molecular function (GO): protein binding
Source: RefSeq, a predicted model, not a curated record
AUGCUGGCCGUCGAUGUCUUGUCAGGCGUCAGUACAUCCUUUGUCCAUCCUCAACAGGAUCACAUAUACCACUACCAGAUUCAGAUGGCCACCAUGUACGCCUUCGCCGACGCCGGCUCCACCGCCAUCGAGAAGGGCCGCGCGGCUGUGCUCGCACAGAAAAGACUCAGCAUCAACCGGCUGAAAAGAGACUUCGCGUCCGUCGCCUUCGCUGUGCAACACGUGUCCAUAUUGGACGGGGUGUUCGAAGCCAGGCGCCACCUCCGCUCACACCAGGAAACUGGUCGCCCCACCGCCCACAUCUCUCCUGCCCUGGGCGCCGGAUCUAGCCCGAGCUCGUCGGGAAAGCAACUGGAGGCGAAGCAAUCGGCGGCGGUUGGCAUGGUUUCCUGUGAAGAGAAGGAGAAGGAGCCAGGUCCCAAUCCCCACCUCACCGCCGAUGUGCGCCUCGCCGGAGAUUCCCAAGCCCCGGGCGCUUCCUGCCGCCGGAUCGAUUCCCUCGCAGGCGAGGCCAUUAGGAAGACCUCAGGAACUUGUAUGAUGGAGGCUGCAAUGUAUCGCCAUUGGUCAGAUCUUCAGCCGGAACUCCUGGGCCUUGUUCUCAAGUACCUCCCCUCCCUGUCUGACCGUGUUCGUCUAAGAGCAGUCUGUCGCACCUGGCGCUCUAAUAGUAUGUUGCAGCCCCUUCCUCUGCCAUUCCCGUGGCUCACCCUCCCAGACGGUACUUUCCUCAGCAUUCCAGGUAGUGAAAUUCACCGCAUACCUGUACCAGAAGGUGCUUGUUGCCAAGGCUCCAUUGACAACUGGCUAUUCCUCAUUAACAAUGCUAAUAUGUGCUCAUUGAUGAAUCCUUUCUCCAAGACCGCACUGGAGCUUCCUAAUCUAGUGGCUGUUUGGGAGCGUGAGAUACGUUACCACUCUGACCGUAAACCAAUUUUCUAUAAGUUGGUGGUGCCCUCUCCCCUGGACUCGUCACCUCAUUCCCCUGUCGUUGCACUAAUCAUGGACGAUGGUUGUUUCCAUACACUUUGUAUUAGCCAGCCACCAAUUGCUACUGCCUCGCUCAGAGAUAAUAAGGAUCCACGAUUGUUCCUUAGUGAUGUCGUAUUCUUCAACGGGAAGUUAUACGCAUGGGGUCGCUUCGGGCAGCUAUUCAUCAUUGAUUUGGGCAAUGACCGUACCAUUUCAUCCAUCAGCUGCAUAAUUGACUCUUUGGGUGAUAUAGGUGGAACACCGCAACAUUUGUCCAUAGCAGAGGAGUACAUGGUAAAACCAUAUCUUGUUGAAUGUGGUGGUAAACUGUUGCUGGUGGCAAGAUGGUUUCGCUGCACGCCAAGUUCGACAAGCUACGAUGUCUUUGAACAUAAAUGUACUGCCGCAUUUCAGGUCUUUGAGGCAGACCUGCACACCAGCCCCGGUCGAUGGAGAAAGGCCACUGAGUUGGGUGGCCAUGCGCUCUUUCUUGGCCAACAUGGCUCCAAGUGCCUGCCUGCUGUGGGAUGCAGUGGAUACGACGAGGAUUGCAUCUACUUCAUGUGUGACUAUGUCUGGCCGACCUCUUCUGCAAAUCCUCUUUGCGACUCUGGUGUGUACAGCAUGAGGGACGGCACAAUCACGCCGUUGAUGUCAGAGGCAGCAGCAGCACCGCUGCAGCGUGUUGGACAGUGGCGGCCCACAUGGUUCUUCCCUCCUGAAGCUGUGUGAUCAACCCACCAGGUUUUCUUCUGUUCUGUUGCGUUGGAGGUUCGGUUCUCGCAUAUAUAUAUGCCUCACUUGUUCUGCUGGAGCUCUGUCAUCCCACCCAGCCUGGGUGCUUCUCAUGACUUUUACCAUAGCGAUCUGCUACUGUGUUUUAUCUUUA